UCGAUACAUGAAUGAAAAUUUUUUGUUUUGUUUUAUUGGAAAUUAUUUUUUAUAAAUUACGGUUAUACGUUAGGCACUGGUAGUGUUCAUAACAAUUGAUGUAGUAAAAAUACUUUGGAAUCAAUUUUUUAUGGAUUUCUUGUCAUGAAAGAAAUUAUUGGUUUUUUCUGCUUAAACUAAGGUAAUCAGUUAACUCGUACCUAACCAUGAGUCAAACACCCCCCAUCAUGGCGGAAAGUGAUUCCGAUAGAAGUCCAACAAACGAGGAAAAACAAUUCAAUUUUGGCCCGAGAGUAGUGUCCAUCUAUAAAACAGAUACAGGAUUUGGUUUUAAUGUUCGAGGACAAGUUAGUGAGGGUGGUACUUUCAAAAGUAUUAAUGGUGAGCUGUACGCACCCCUUCAACAUGUUAGUGCUGUAUUAGAAGGGGGAGCAGCUGAAAAGGCUGGUAUUCGAAAAGGGGAUCGUAUCCUGGAAGUGAAUGGUGUUAAUGUAGAAGGUGCAACUCACAAGCAAGUAGUUGAUCUCAUCAAGUCAGGAGGAGAAAAGUUAACUUUGACUGUCAUCUCUGUGACUCCACAAGAAGCUGAAAAACUUGAGCCAAGUGAUGACUCUUCAAGUUACUCCUAUAUUGACUACAGUGAAAAACGUUCCCUUCCAAUCUCUGUUCCUGAUUAUAAUUGGGUUGAAAAGGAUUCUGAUAGAUUUGUUGUGUACAAUAUUUAUAUGGCUGGUCGGCAUUUAUGUUCCAGACGUUAUAGGGAAUUCUCAAACCUUAAUAAUAAUUUAAAAAGAGAAUUUCCAGAUUUUAAUUUUCCAAAGCUGCCUGGAAAAUGGCCUUUCACUUUGUCAGAGCAACAGCUAGAUGCUCGAAGGAGAGGGCUAGAACAAUAUCUAGAAAAAGUUUGUGCUGUUCGAGUCAUAGCAGAGAAUGAUGUUAUGCAGGAAUUCCUCACAGAUUUGGAUGAAGAACAUGGAGGCAGUUCUGUAGCUGUUGACUUGAAAGUCCUACUGCCAGACAGAAAUAUUGUAGUUGUCAAUGUCCAGAAAAAUAGUACAACAAAUGAUGUUUACCAGGCAGUUGUAGAAAAAUUGAAUAUACCUCCUGAUAUUUCAAAAUACUUUGCUUUGUUUGAAAUUGUGGAAUAUGGCUUUGAGCGUAAACUUCAGACCAAUGAAUUUCCUCAUAACCUGUAUAUUCAGAACUAUAGCACAGCAACGUCAACUUGCUUAGUAAUCCGUAAGUGGUUUUUUUCCCUGAGCAAGGAAAUAGAACUUAGUAAAGAGGACACAAUUGCUAGCACUUUCUUCUUCUGGCAGGCUAUAGAUGAUGUAAACAAAGGCCAGAUUAAACCUGGAAAUAAGUUGUAUGAGCUCAAAGCUUUACAAGAUGCAUCCAGGAAAGCUGAGUAUUUGAAAUUGGUGCGAUCUUUGGAUGGUUAUGGAGAGCUGUCUUUCCCACAUUGUGCCUGUGAUGCAAGGAAGGAAGGUCAUGUUGUUGCAACAAUUGGGCUGGGCAGCUUAAAGCUUCAAGCAUGUAAAGAAGAUGGUACAUUGGAGUCGCAAGUAAUUGAAUUCAGGUGGGACAGCAUUAAAGAAUGGGAAGUAGAUGAAGAAGGAAUGGCUUUUGGAUUUCAGUACUGUCGACCUGACAAGAAGCCACGUUGGAUUAAGAUAUAUACACCUUAUUAUAUUUUCAUGUUUGAAUGUUUUGAAAGAGUACAAGAAGAAAGAAGCUGGGAAGAUGCUUCAAGAAGCAUCUUUCCUAGUAAACUUGAGUGAUGGAAAGAAUCAGAAGAAAGUGAUACACUUUAUGUUGUGAAUAACAGAGAAACCAAAUGUGUAACAUAAUUACAACUGAGAUGAAGAAAAGCUCAGAAGUUUAUAAAAUAAAACUGAAGCAUUCCUCAUGUAGAUAAACCUGGCAUGAUGAGCUGUUGAACCUUUGUGCCAUUGCUGUCAGAGAUCCAUUUACAGUUGUAGAGUUAGUAAAGUCCAUUCACAUUCACUGAUGGAUAAUUCCCAAUUUAUUGGUUUACACAAAUGCAAAUUGUCAAACUAAUGCUCUUUUUGCUUGCUUCAUAUUAUGUUUUACUUAUAUGAAUGGCAGGCUUAGGAAAAAGUAAAUAGGUCCUUAAAUCUAAAUAAGCAAAAAAAAAAAAGCAGACAUCACAGACAUUACUUAGUAAAGCAUGGUAUGUUGUUCAAAUGAUUCCAUUAAAGUUUUCAUAGAAAGUUAUGCAAAAUAAUUUUUUUCUGAAAUAUGUCAGAAGUUCAAGUAGAAAACAUUUCAAAUAAUGGUGAGUUCUUUCCCAGAAAUUAUUUUUUUCCCUUCAGAUAUUUUUGAUAGUCAAUAAGAUUACUGUUAUAGCAGAGAAAUCAUUUAAUGGUAACCCUUAAAGAAAGGAUAGUCUUUAGCAGUGAAAUAUAUAAUGACUAUUAAUUUUUGAAGAUAAUAAUGUAAUAAAACCAAAACUAAUUGUGUCAUUAAUAAGACAUUGGAUUUAUUAAAAAUUAUCUUUAUUGUUAAAAGGACAAGGAUUUCCUGGGUUUCAGACAUUUUAGUUGUUGUAUAAUCAAGAUAUUAGUGUUUAUGUGAUAAUUUAUCAGAUUAUAGCUAAUUUUAUUGUACAAUGUUAGUGUCUUCAUAUUAGUACUCAUAUACAGUUUUGUUAAAAACUGCAUUUCUCAGCAUAAUACUAAAAAUGGAACAUUUAAUUUACAAACUUUUUUGUAUAAACUGCUUUAAUGGGAUUUUUUAAAGCAUACUAUGAAUAAUUUACAGAAAAAGUCAAGUACUUGGAAAAUAUUGUUAAUAAAAACAUUUGGUUUUCAAAUUUCUAUGUUUAUGUUCAUAAUGCUUAUAUGUUUUACUAUUGCAAUUUAGUUAGGCCUUAGAAAAAGAAACAUUAUCAAAUAAUAAAUAUGGAAGAAAGAUUUUGUGUGAGUGUAUGUUUGUGUCUGUGUAUGUGUGUGUGUUUUAUUGUAAAUCUUAAAGUGCCUGAAAUAUUUCCAAGGCUAAAAAAAAGAUACUAACAUGUAUUUAACAUAUUUUUUAUUUGAGACUGAACAAUAAAUAUAAAUUUAGUGCUAUAAUUACUACACAUUGUGUUUUAACCAAAUAAGAAGUUAGUUUAUUGAAAAUGGUAAAACAAAUUGAAAAUAAUAUUCAAGUUAACUUAAUUUUUGGGUAACUAUAAUAUUGAAUAUUUAUAAUUUGUAUGUGUGUGUAUGUAUAUAUAUAUAUAUAUAUAUCCUUGCAAAGCUGAAUUUUGCUGCUUUUAAUUGUUUGUAGAAAAAUAUUUAGGAAAUUAGUUCUAUCAGUGACUAUGUUAUUAUGGAUUUAUGAACAAGGGACCUCAAAAUAAAUCGUGAAAAGAGCUAUUUGUGUUUAAUCAAAUCCCUUGCAUAUUUCAUUUGUCAAUGAUUCAUAUUGUUUGUGAAACAUCAGUUAGAUACUGAUUCUAUAGUAUGUUAUUGUUGUUAUUAUUUUAUGUAUUUAAAUCUUAAGAAAUUUUAAUUCACAAAUGUUUGUCACCUAACAUUUUCAAAACUAACAUUUUUGUGUCAGAGUGCAUCAAGAGUAAUAAACAGAUACAAAACAUCCCUAUACAUGCUUUCUUUUUGAACUCUGUUAAUUUUGCCUAAACAGACAAGUAGUGAAAACAAGUGUAUUAAACAGUACCCUCCAGUUAAAACUGAUUUAUUUUUUGUGGAAAUUCGAUCAUUAUAAAAUGUACUUUAGUUGCUUAAUAAGUGCUUCUGUUUCAUUAAAUAUAUAUAUAUACUGUUGACAAAACUAAUUUUCAAGAAAUUUUACUCUAAAGAAAGAAAAACAUAGAAUAUUUUUGUUUGCUGUAUUUUCAGCUGUCAGUUUUAACAGUCAUCAUAGUUUAUGUAAAUAAAUUGUGUUAUUAUCUGUUUAUCGUACUUUUUUCCCACACAUAGAAAUUUUAAUUGGUACAUUAAAGCUCACAUAUGCUGUAACAUUUUUACAUUAGAGAAAUAUUCCCCUUCUUUUGUUUUAUUAGUUCCUUAAAAUGUUUGAUACUUUCACUAUUACAAAUGUAAGGUUAACUGGGCAUUUAAAAAAGAUACUAUUUUAGAGAGAUUACUUUCACUUAAGUCUUAAAUACUGAAAACUCUUAAAUUAGAAGUUCAUUUGAGGUACUUUUAUUUUUUUUAAUGCUUUUAUAGCUUUACAGUUGGUGACAUUUUAAAUCAUCAUAUAGCAAAGCUUUUGAAAUAGACUCACUCCAGUUUAAUCUAGUAAGUUUACAAGAUAUAUCAGAAGUUUAUCCUGUCAACUGAAAAAUUGUAAACUCAUUAAAAUAGUUAAAAGGAGUAUCUUAUAUUUAGAACUUUAGGUAUAUUAAGUAUUUAUACUUUGAUUUCUGGCUCUGACACUUGUUGUAAUGUUGUUCCACACUGUUGUUUUAAGAGAAAUGUUUAUCUGAAACCAAAAAGUUGUUGGCAAUCUCAGCUUAAGUCUGUAGGUUGUUUUGAGCAACACUUAGUUUUGUUUAACCACUUUAACACACAAAUGAAACAUUGCAAAAAUGUAUAUAGUAAAGAAACAUUGCAAAAAUAUUUUGCAUAUUUGUAAAAUAUGCAAAAUACACAUAGUAAUUUCUCUACUUUCAUUUCCUUUGUCAAAGAUAUUUCUGUAAAUACCUCUGAAUAAAUUAGAGAUCAAACCUGUUUUAAGUCAUUACACAAAACAAAACUUCAGAUAAUGUAAGUUGGUAGUUGGUGCACAGUUGUAAAACUCUCAUUGACAUGUAACAUUGCAAUGAAAAUGUUAGUUUGAAUAAAGAUUUCUUGUAUGUUUCUUAA
Limulus polyphemus (Atlantic horseshoe crab) is the source of this 4835-nucleotide messenger RNA. It is a transcript of the gene Snx27, whose product is annotated as sorting nexin-27-like. The record is from RefSeq and is a predicted model, not a curated record. Gene Ontology annotation, molecular function: protein binding; phosphatidylinositol-3-phosphate binding. The transcript has 14 exons. Gene Ontology annotation, biological process: signal transduction; intracellular protein transport. Gene Ontology annotation, cellular component: cytoskeleton; early endosome. NCBI's taxonomy places the organism in Eukaryota, Metazoa, Arthropoda, Merostomata, Xiphosura, Limulidae. The coding region runs from base 207 to 1781 and encodes 524 amino acids.